AUGGGCCAUGAUAAUGGAAUAGCAUUCACGCGCCCAUUACUGCAUAAAGAACAACUCGAGCGAGGUAUUGAGACGAUGGAGGGCCGGGAUGCGGAAGCUGCCAAUCCGCCGUCAGUGAUUUCGGCCGACUCGGGUCUCGAUCAAUCGGUGUCUGACGCAUCGGCGCCGAUUUCCCCGGGUGCACAAGCGAGCGUCACGAACACGACCAACAAUGAUGAAGCCUACAUUGAAGAUCCGCUUGCUACAAGGCCGCGAAAGUCUGUUGUCGAACCCCCGGCGGAGAAGGUGCUCAACGAAAUCGUUCGCGAGAUCCCCAUGGAUGGGGUCUACAUACCAGAAAAUUCUUUUGUGGGGGCCACAGAGCCGGAUGCGUUUGGUGGAGUAAGCUUUGGCGACGUUGGCUGGGGACUGACCGAUGAUGGACCGGCCGACAGCGAGGAUUGCAUCGAACCUCUAGCUUCCGGGGCCAAGGGCAAAAACGACCAUACAGCUGUGGGAAACGAGGACGUGCUGAAAGAAUUUGAAAAGCCGACUUUGGACGAGGCAAAGUGCACGAAAUGCGAAAAGCCCCCAGCUAGCAGCAUGGCGCGUGACCAGAUCGAGCACAUCUCUAAGCAUAUCGUGGGGCUUCAACGCUAUCAAUGUGGCGUGUGCCCGGCCAAAUUCAUCAGUGAGGUCAAAUGCGCCAACCAUUUCUUGAAGACGCACAACAAGGAGGUUGCGGCUACACCGAAGGAUUUAAUGAACGAUGACCUCAAGAAGGUAUAUGAACGAGUUACAACUGAGUGUCUUCCAGACGCCGUUCAAGUUGUGCUCGAGUGGUGUGAGACGACACUCGCCUGGGACAACGAGGAGGCCUUCAAUCGCUGCCUCAAGAACCGCUUGGUCUGCAGCCUUUGCAAAAUCGAGGUGCAGUCGAACCACAAGAAUGUGCUGAAGCAUAUCAACACCCACAUCAACCAGAAGCCGUGGUUUUGCUCGUUAUGCAAGUUUGCAAGCGGCAGCUCUGUCAGUAUCCGCCAUCACAUUGCCGUCAAGCAUCUACACGCCGAUAAGAGCGCCCCUAUAGAAAUUAGCAAAAAUACUUCGGCCAUCUUCUUGAAGGAGCUGAAGGCUGCCUGCGCGAUGUGCUUCCCGGCGAUCGAGAAGCAGAUUCUCGCCAAUCUCAGCUAUGUCUUUCGCGUCCGUUUUGACCCCACGGAGCGCGCGGCGCAAGAGUGCGAACAGGGAAGGAUGUUGCACGCCUUGAAGCAGGAUAAGAAGGCUACGACUGUCGCUGCUGUGGCGGAGGACCCGAUUCAGAAUCGACCGAAUCGCAAGCGGAAAACGGCCGAAAAAGCCGAGGCCUCAUCUUCGCGCGAAAUUGAUAACGAAUCUAUCGAAAUGGAACCGCGCAGCAGUGAUACUUCCGGUCUGCUUGAUGAGUCUGUUGCUUCUCGUCGAGGAAAAGGCAAGAACUCGAAGCGAAAAGCCAGCUUGGAUGAGAGUCUGGAGACGCCGCGUGGUGAUGGGGGUUCACAGCUUCCUCAAGCCGGCCCGAAGCGCAAGAGAAAGGCGGCUGCUGCGUCGAGUUCAAAGGCUGCUCAGACCGGAAAUGUGUCGGUGCUACAAGAAACCGACCAGCUCGUCGAUACAGCAAUAUCACCAAUGGUCCCGUCAGCAGCUGUGCCAUUCGUCUGCCCUCCCCCAUUGGUCAUCUUCGACCCGUUGAGCUUUUCCGACCGGGAGGAGGCGCUGAGACGACUC
Messenger RNA from Mesorhabditis spiculigera, 1746 nucleotides. The record is from the annotation of a GenBank genome assembly. Lineage: Eukaryota; Metazoa; Nematoda; Chromadorea; Rhabditida; Rhabditidae.